GGAGUUCUAAACUGAGUGGAAAACCACCUGAGCCUGAACACUUGUAUCGUUACUAACCGAACUUUCGUUUUUCCUGACAGCCUCCAUCGUUCCUAUCGAACUACUGCUUCAGUGCUUCUAUAAGUACCCCCAUCGCUCUUACACUCUCCCAUCUCUAUCUCCUCUGCAUCUCACCCCUCCCCCAAAAUAUCCCCUGACCCCGCCGGAGCUCCUCCUCGUAUCCUACAUUGUCCAAGGUGGGGAAAGCUAAAUGGGUCCCUACAUAAUCGGUGUCCUUGUUCCUCUAGCAAUUACAACUCUUCUCCUUCGAAAUUCAAACAACAGGAAGAAGAAACGCGGUCUCCUUGUUGAUGUGGGUGAUGGGGAUCCGGGUUAUACUAUCAGGAACCAUAGGUUUACUUCCCUAGUGGAAACAUCAUGGGAUGGAGUGACUACUCUUGCUGAGCUUUUUGAAUAUGCUUGCAAAAAGUAUUAUGAAAAAAACUUGCUUGGGACCAGAAGACUUGUCUCCAAAGAAAUGGAGACAUCCUCGGAUGGAAGAUCUUUUGAGAAGCUUCAUUUGGGGGGUUAUGAGUGGUUGACUUAUGGACAGGCUUUCAAGUUUGUGUGUAACCUCUCAUCCGGGUUAGUGCAUAUGGGGCAUGAAAAGGAAGAAAGGUUAGCCAUUUUUGCAGAUACAUGUGGGGAAUGGUUAAUUGCACUUCAGGCUUGCUUUAGGCGCAAUGUGACUGUGGUAACUAUUUAUGCAUCUUUGGGGGAAGAGGCCCUCUGCUACUCUCUAAAUGAGACAGAGGUUACAACUGUAAUUUGUGGACAAAAGGAACUGAAGAAGCUUAUUGACAUUGGUGGGCAGCUUGAUACAGUGAAGCGCAUUAUAGUAAUGGAAAAUGAUAUUUCAUUGAAUGAAUCAACAGUUACUGGAAACUCAAGCUGGGUGAUAUCAUCCUUUUUCGAGGUUGAGAAGCUUGGACGGGAAAAUCCCGUUGAGCCCGAGUUACCUCUUGCUUCUGAUGUUGCUGUGAUAAUGUAUACCAGUGGAAGCACUGGUUUGCCUAAGGGUGUGAUGAUGACACACAGGAAUGUUCUAGCAACGGCUUCUGGUGUUAUGACAAUUGUUCCUGAGCUUGGAAGCAAAGAUGUCUACUUAGCAUACCUUCCUCUUGCUCACAUUCUAGAAUUAGCAGCAGAGACUAUUAUACCGGGAAUUGGAGGCUCUAUAGGAUAUGGUUCUCCUUUAACACUUACUGAUACUUCAAAUAAGAUAAUGAAGGGAACAAAAGGAGAUGCUUCCGCAUUAAGGCCGACCAUAAUGGCUGCUGUUCCAGCAAUUCUUGACCGUGUUCGAGAUGGUGUGAGAAAGAAGGUAAAUGCCAAAGGAGGUCUAGCAAAGGCAUUGUUUGAUUUAGCAUAUGCGCGUAGGUUGUCUGCACUCAAUGGCAGUUGGUUUGGUGGGUGGGGAUUGGAGAGGAUGUUGUGGAACUUUCUAGUGUUCCGAAAUGUUCGGGCAGUUUUAGGUGGACGUAUUCGUUUCAUAUUAUCAGGCGGGGCUCCUCUUUCUGGAGAUACUCAAAGAUUCAUUAACAUAUGUCUCAGUGCUCCCAUUGGUCAAGGGUAUGGUCUCACGGAGACAUGUGCUGGUGGUUCUUUUAGUGAAUAUGAUGAUACAUCCGUUGGUCGCGUCGGUGCGCCAUUGCCGUGCUCAUACAUCAAGUUGAUAGAUUGGCCCGAGGGAGGAUACCGAACAAGUGAUUCACCAAUGCCUCGUGGAGAGAUUGUUAUAGGCGGGCCAAAUGUCACCCUUGGGUACUUCAAAAAUGAAGAAAAAACAAAAGAAGUCUACAAGGUUGAUGAGAGAGGGAUGAGAUGGUUUUUCACUGGUGAUAUAGGGCAGUUUCACAAUGAUGGCUGCCUUGAGAUUAUUGACCGCAAAAAAGAUAUCGUGAAACUUCAGCAUGGUGAAUAUGUUUCUCUGGGCAAGGUUGAGGCGGCUCUAUCUACCAGCCAGUAUGUUGACAAUAUAAUGGUGCAUGCGGAUCCCUUCCACAGUUACUGUGUAGCUCUGGUGGUGGCUGCACAGUCCGCUUUGGAGGACUGGGCUGCAAUGCUUGGAAUUCAGUUUGUAGAUUUCUCAGACUUGUGCACUAAGGUUGAGACGAUGAAAGAGGUCUACACUUCACUUGUUAAGGCAGCAAAGGGUGCCCGCUUGGAGAAGUUUGAGAUUCCAGCAAAAAUAAAACUGAUUUCUGAGCCGUGGACUCCAGAGUCCGGCCUAGUCACCGCUGCGCUCAAACUCAAGAGAGAUGUCAUCCGGAAGACUUUCUCUGAGGAUCUUUCAAAGCUAUACUCAUCCUGAUUUCGUAGCGAUCUUUUCUUCAUAUCAGAAGUGUCUGUAUGUGGUUUAUUUUCUGUGGUUUAAAUAUUUCUUUGUAUAACAUUUGUUUAUUGUUUUUUCAUAAUCUCCUGUGUCAUUUACCUUUGUAAAAAAACAUAAACAAAUCUGUGUCUGUCAAUUAGUUUUAUAGAGUAAUAAAGCUAAGUUCUUUAGUUUAUUCUGUUUACGAAGUUGAUGUUCUUGGUGGGAUGUCAAAAGAAA
Messenger RNA from Cuscuta europaea, 2593 nucleotides. The record is from the annotation of a GenBank genome assembly. Lineage: Eukaryota; Viridiplantae; Streptophyta; Magnoliopsida; Solanales; Convolvulaceae.